Austrofundulus limnaeus is the source of this 376-nucleotide messenger RNA. Its product is annotated as predicted GPI-anchored protein 58. The record is from RefSeq and is a predicted model, not a curated record. NCBI's taxonomy places the organism in Eukaryota, Metazoa, Chordata, Actinopteri, Cyprinodontiformes, Rivulidae.
CCCACCAGCCCCGCCCCCAGGAACCCCCUUUGGGGUUUUGGACGAAUGUGGUUUUCCAAUGCAUCUUUAGCUAUUAGAUGAACUGCAACCGCAUCUGGAUAGCAGAGAAUAAAGGUUUGAAUGGCCUCAGUGUGAAGUGACACCAUUUGAACCACUUCCUGACAGACUGGAGGUGGUCUGGACUCCGUCUGUUCAUGUUUGGUAGUUUGAACACAGAUCGUCUGGGUCUUAAUGUAGAGCUGACAUGACUACACACAAGCAGAAACGUUGUUACCUAGAUGUCUCAAAGAGUUUUAUUAAUUUAUGUAUUUGUUUUGACUAAAGGUUUUAAUGACUGUUUAUCAGAGUUCUUCGCAAUAAAAAAGUUUGUUUUUUC